CCCGGCCCUCGGGCUCUGCUCCCCGCGGUGCUCUAGGUCCUCCCCGCGGGGAGAGGCCGCGGCUGGCGCUUUCCUUCCCGUGGCCCUGCCCUGAGCGUGUGUGGCGGUCCCGCCUGUCCCCACGCUGUGCGAUGGCGCUUCCCCGCCUGCUGCGGCUGUGGGCCCGGGCCCCCGGCCUCGGGCGGGCUCUGCACCGGGCCGGCUCGGCCUCGGUGGCUCCAGACUUCAAUAGCUUUGUCACUCGGACCAACACUUGUGGAGAGCUGCGUUCUGCUCACGUGGGACAAGAGGUCACGCUGUAUGGAUGGAUUCAGUACCAAAGACAAGGCCUGUUUCUGGUUCUGAGGGAUUUCCAGGGCCUGACCCAGGUCAUCAUUCCACAGGAUGAGGCACAUUCCCAUGUGAAGCAGCUCUUGUCUAACGCCCCAGUGGAGUCUGUUGUGCGAGUGACUGGAAUUGUGUCCCCUAGGCCCCCAGGCCAGGAGAAUCUGAAAAUGCCAACAGGGGAUAUUGAAGUGAAGGCAGAGACUGCAGAGAUUCUAAACUCCUGCAAGAAGCUACCUUUUGAAAUCAAGGAUUUUAUCAAGAAAUCAGAGGCCUUACGGAUGCAGUAUCGCUACUUGGACUUGCGUAGCUACCAGUUGCAGUACAAUCUGCGGCUGAGAUCACAGAUAGUCAUGAGGAUGCGGGAAUAUCUGUGUAACCUCCAUGGGUUUGUGGAUGUAGAAACUCCGACGCUCUUUAAGAGAACCCCAGGGGGAGCAAAAGAAUUCCUUGUGCCCUCGAGGGAAGCGGGCAAGUUCUACUCUCUGCCGCAGAGUCCUCAGCAGUUCAAGCAACUCCUCAUGGUUGGAGGCCUGGACAGGUAUUUCCAGGUUGCUCGCUGCUACCGGGAUGAAGGUUCACGGCCUGACAGGCAGCCAGAAUUCACGCAGAUAGAUAUAGAGAUGUCGUUUGUAGAUCAGGCUGGGAUCCAGAGGUUGAUAGAGGGUCUUCUGCAAUAUUCCUGGCCUGAGGAAAGAGGCUGCGUUACGACUCCUUUCCCUUCCAUGACGUACGAGGAGGCGCUGGCUGAGUAUGGGACUGAUAAACCAGAUACUCGUUUUGGGAUGAAGAUAAUGGAUAUCAGUGACUUUUUGCGACGAUUGGACAUUCAGUUUGUGCAGAAUGCCCUCAGUUACCCACGUGGCACUGUCAAGGCCAUUUGUAUCCCUCAGGGAGCAAGAUACCUUAAAAAUAAAGAUUUGGAGUCAUUAAAGACUUCUGCAAAGUCCCAAUUUAACCAGGAAAUCAUGGAAAUUAUCCGCAGGCCUGAUGGAAGCUUGAAGUCUCUGCUUACCAAGUUUCUCGGUGAGAAGCAGCAGUCGGAGCUUAUCCAAGCGCUGAACAUGCAGGUGGACGAUGUGGUACUGCUGGCUGCUGGUGAACACAAGCAAGUGUGCUCUGCGUUAGGAAGCCUACGGCUGGAGAGUGCUGACAUCCUUGAGGCAGCUGGGCUGGUGCUCCGUGAUCCUGCGACUUUUCACUUUCUGUGGGUGGUGGAUUUUCCACUCUUCCUCCCCAAGGAAGAGAAUCCCACUGAACUGGAAUCUGCUCAUCACCCUUUCACUGCUCCUCACCCUUCAGACACCAACCUCCUCUAUUCUGAUCCCACAAAGGUCCGUAGCCAGCACUAUGACCUCGUGCUGAAUGGCAGUGAAGUUGGAGGUGGCUCCAUCAGAAUUCAUAGUGCAGAACAACAGCGUUUUGUGCUGGAGAAAGUGCUGAAGGAGGAUUCUGAGGUGCUUUCCCAUCUGCUUGAGGCUUUGGAGUUUGGAGCUCCACCUCAUGGAGGAAUUGCUUUAGGACUUGACAGACUGAUCUCUCUCAUUGUUGAUGCUCCAAGUAUUCGAGAUGUCAUCGCUUUUCCCAAAUCCUUCAGGGGACGUGACCUGAUGGGCAGUGCUCCAGACUAUGUCACUCCAGAAGAACUAGAGCCAUAUCACAUCCAGGUUUCCUGGCCUCUUGCAGAAAAAGAGGCGAAGCAAAGCUGAUUUAGAGCCAGUGAUGUAAGCUGAUCUGUUUAACCAGAGGUGGUUACAGCUUCUAAAUACUAGAAUUCAGUUCAGAGGGGGCAGUGCAAUCGCACUGUACCAUGGCAGUUUCAGGGUUGAAUGGGAAACAGACGCAAGGGCUCCCUGACAGGAACUCACCUUUGGCUCAGUAAUAGUAAGGAGAAGUAGAAGAGCAAAAGAAAAUAACAAUUUUAGCAUAGGACAUUUGAGACUGGCUUUAGGGUGUCCUACAGGAGGGAAGAUGGGAUCUGUUUUCUUCCAACUCCCCACUCUUUCUGUGUCCCUUGUAAAGUAUUUCUUCUCCCAUCUGGAAGUGAUGGUGUCAGCUUCCCUAGCAGAUGGUUUGUGUUCCUGAUUGAAAUAAAUAACUUACUCUUUUUCUAUGGAUAAACAAAGUUUAAUCCAAUUCCUUAAUUGUAUUCUUUAAACGUGUUCAUUAGAGCAUAAGCAAAACAGCGCUGGGUGCGCGGGGGAUUCACUCCGCCCAACACGCACACCUUAACAAUAAGAAGUGUGCUUAAAUACAGUAUGGCAUUACAUAUUCAUAAUGACCCCAGAAACGCCUAUACAUAUUCAUGAUCUUUCCCGCUUUUUAUUAAAAUGAGUCUCAGAUAACCAUUUACAUAUUCCCCUCCUUGACCCUCCCCUGUUGCGCCUGCGCAAUGUCACUUGGUGAAUUUGAGGAAGGGUCUUUAGGGGUCUUUGGAUGAAGGCUCCUUCAGCUUCGUCACAGUGGACUUUUUACCUUUGGCUCAUUAGGAGGAACUGGUUGGAAUCCAAGCUACCAAACCGACUGGAACCGGACUGGUGCCUCCUUCUUACUGUAAAUCUUGGCUAUCUUGUCUCCUCAAGGUUGCACAGCUGGUUCUGUAAAACUUCUUAUCUCGGCAUUUAAUGAAGUCCUACUUUUUUUAGCACAAGUAGUUACAUACAGCUCCAAACUAGAUAUUAAUAAUGUGGUUUAAAAUGUUAGCUUGUUAGUAGGCCCUUAUUACAUAGUUGCUUAACCCUUAAAAUGUUAGUUCCCAAUAUCAAUAUAACUUCCUAAACAAGCUUCAUAACUUUUUACAUAGAACUUAACCACCUUUCCCUUUUCCAAAUUCAGGGUCCGUGCCUCAUUUGGUUAUACCUGUAAACAUUAAACAUCUUUGCACGAAUCACAACUGCAUUUUUCACAAUUCCCGCCUUUUCUUUUUAUCCUAUUGAUUCGUGCUUUGGCCUCAAAGUUAGCCAGCACCUGCCUAGCGGCAGCUAGGUCCAGUUUGGUGUUAUCUUUUAAAAUCAUCAAUUUAUGCCCCAUUCCUUUUGUUGCCAUUUCAGGAUCUAUAGGCAUAGCUGAGAUUUGCAUGCCUUGGACUACUGAAUGUAUUAACCGAAUAAAGCACGGGAUCAUACAUGGUACAAACAGUAAACCCAGAAAUGCGCAUAAUAUCAUGAACCCUAUUUUCUUCCACCAGGCUCCCCCAAAUAAGUCAUCCCACCAAUGGUUAGUUAGUAUAGAAUUCCAUUUCUGUACUGGUACAUGUGCAACUCGUUUUAUCUCCUCUGCUAUUUUCAUUAUAGCUUCCCCAUUAUCAUCUAUUUCCAAACAACACUCAGAAGUAUUCCAUUUCCCACAGACGCCCCCCUCUUCAGCUAAAAGAUAAUCUAAGGCUACCCGAUUUUGGUACACUGCAGCCCUGGUCUGAGACAAUUGUCUUGCUAUAAGAUUCAGUGCCUCAGCUGUCCGGUUGCUUAUUAUUUCAACCACUGCUUGCAACCGGAUAAUUCGGUUUAACAUAUAUAUUGGGGUACGGUAUCCCCAACUUCCAUCUUGGGCCCAGGUGGCUGGAUCAUAGUAUUCAAUUAUCCUUUUCGCAGGCCAUUCAUCAUCUUUCCAAGUUUGCGUUCCUCCUAUGGGAGCAUUUAUUAAACCCCUCUUCUCUCUGUUUAAAGUUUCGUACAGAGGUUUCCCCAGAUGACUCCCUUUUUCCUUUGGUAGAAGGAAAAAUGCUGGUUGAAUUAUCCCUAUUGUACAGGACCCUCUCCAUUUAGGCAUUAACUCAUUAUAAGCUCUAUUCCCACAUAUCCAAAAUAACCCAUCAGGGGCUUUCCAUGGUUCGUUUAUAUCGGUUGAGCCAGGAUUCCGCCAAUAUCUCCUUAAAUCCCCAAUUUCCUCAAAGGGGUUUGCUUUGCUUUGAUUCUUCCAGCAUAUUGUUUCAUUUCCCAGACUACAAUUUCGAGACCAAUAUCCAUUAGGUGGACCUGGCCACCAAGUGGGAGGAAUAGAAGUAUUUGAUGAAUUUGCCCGCAACACUAACUUACAAGGGGUUUGUCCAACGUAUUCAGUAAAAUCUCGUUUACCAUCAUCCCUUGAUAUGCAUAUCUGCCCUAUUAUUAAGUGACUUAAUACCCAUCCUUCUGGUCUUUUUUCUCGAGUUACAUGAGUUCUGUUCCAUACCAGUAAUCCUUCUGGGCUUACACUCUCUCCUCUCCAAGGCCACUGCUCUGCCAUUUGAGACCCCCCACAUAUCCAGCAUGAUGUGACAUUUAAUUCCCGGGCUAUCUUUUCCAUAAGGUCUAUAAACAGGUUUUUCCCUACUGUUGGUAAUUGUAAUCCCUUGUCUUUUUGCCUUAUUUCUUCAUACCAAUCACUGCUUUUCUGCACCACUUUCUGUUUCUCUUGCCUUCUUUUCAAUUCCUGAGUAGCACUCUUUACUAACUCCUCCUUAUACUGAUCUUGCACUCCCCCUCCAUCUGAAUAGCCCCACAUACCAGUUUGUGAAAAACAGAUACUCUGUUCUCCCCUAGGGCAGGAGACAGAGCCUACACCGAGUCCACCUUUCCCUAGAUUAGUUGCUACCCAUAACUUCUGCCCUUGGAUUUCACAUUUUUCCAAUUUUGUUCUAUCAUAACAUCCAGAAUUAACAUGAGUGUGAUAAUUGAGAACAUAUUGUGUCAGUCGUCCUAUUCUCACGCGCUCAUAGCACUUGGUACAGGGAUUGGCCAGGCUAAGUUGGGAACAAUAAGUCACCACUCCUAGCAAGAGGAUCAGGUCCAGGUUUCUACACCCUCUGCCUCUCUGGCCUACCAGGUUGCAGCUGGCAGCCGAGUUCAUCAUCUUCUCGGCAGCAAGGGUAGUGUUCCCGCCUUUCCUAUUUUUGCCGUUAGGUGAUGACUUUUUAUCGUAUUGCAAACUCUUGGCCAGGAGCAACAGGACGACACGAAAUUUUAUCUCUUUUUUUUUUUUUUUUUUUUUUUUUUUUUUUUUCUUUCUUUUCACUCUACUCUUCCUAUCACUGGUGGACUCUCUAAAUUCCCAUACACCCCUUUAGUAAAUGCCUUCCAUAAUUCUUCACUAUUCUUUUUGUAUUCUUCCAGUGACUGUUAGAAUUCUCAAUCUAGCUUUGGUUUCCUUAUCUUCUAUUCUUAAAUGCUUAUUACACAAUCCUGUUGGUAAUUUCCCUUUGUGGAUAUGCUUAUACCACAGUUCAUUACAACCUAAACAUCCAAUACAGAUAAGAGAAUUACAUAUACAACUUAGUUCAACAUGCUUAACUAUUAAAACAUUCUGAUUUUCAUUUAUGCUGGACAUUCAUAUGAACAAUACUGAUAGUAGUUACAUCACCGAUCCCGUGUUAAUUUCAAUUUCAAUUCCCCCGGUCCUUGAGUUACUUUCCAAGUUCUUUCUUCCAUCAGGGGUCCUUUAACUCGAGAGGCGUGUGACCAUCCUUUCUCUGCAGUCCGAACUGCUGUUUCUGUAGUUAACAAAACAAGAAAAGGCCCCUCCCAUCGUGGAGUUAGAGUAUCUUCUUUCCAGGCUUUAAUUAGUACUUUAUCCCCAGGUUGUAUUUUAUGAAUCGGAAACCCUAAAGGCGGAGUCUGAUUUAAAAUCCCUUUCUCUCUCAGUUCAUUUUGAUUUUUGUUUACCAUGAUCACAUAGUGUUGGAAAGAUAAAUCUUCAAUUUCAGGAGGAGAUGUUGGCAUCCACUGAGUAAACGGCAUGCCAUACAACAUUUCAUAAGGGGAAAGGCCAGUGUCUGAAUUAGGCAUUGUCCUUAUGUUCAGUAAAGCUAAAGGCAAGCACUUUAUCCAAGAUAAUUGAGUUUCAAUCAUCAGUUUAGAUAGUUGUUGUUUCAGAGUCUGAUUCAUUCUUUCUACCCUUCCGGAACUCUGGGGAUGCCAUGGAGUAUGAUAUUCCCAGGCUAUGCCUAAAGCAGAUACUACAGCCUUUAGUAUUUUAGAUGUAAAAUGCGUUCCCUGAUCUGAAUCAAUGGCCAAAAUCAUCCCAAACCUGGGGAUGAUUUGUUCUAACAAUAUCUUGGCCACAAACAGAGCAUUAGCUCUCGCUGCUGGAAAGGCUUCAGUCCAGUGUGUUAGCUGAUCCACUAUAACUAGCAGAUAUUUGUGCCGUCCCACUUUUGGAAGUUCUGUAUAAUCUACUUGGAUCCUUUCAAAAGGUCUAUAUGCAGUUUUUCUUCCCCCUGCUUGGGCCCUCCUCAUGUUUCCUUUAUUUAUCUUUUGACAAGUCAUGCACCCGUGGGUGAUUUGUUUCGCUAGUUCAUAUAGCCCAAAACACCCAAAAUACUUAAGAAAUUGAUCACCCAGUGCUCGGGUUCCCCAAUGAGUUCUCUGAUGCAACUGGUGUAAAAUUACCCUAGCAUAACUUUUUGGAACCAUUUCUCUAUUAUCUGGUAAUAUCCACUUAUUAUUUUUAAGUUGUGCUCCUAUCUUUUCUAAUUCUUGCAUUUCUUUUGGAGUGAAUGACUUCUCUCCUGUACUUUCUGAUCCUUCUUUCAGAGGCUGUAAAACAACUGGUUUUAAAGGUAACACUGCUGCUUUCCUGGCUUCUUGGUCAGCCAAAUUAUUCCCUCUAAUUCUUAACCCUGUUCCUCUCUGAUGCCCCCUUACAUGAACCACUGCUAUAGCUGAGGGCUCCCUCAGGGCUUGCAACACUCUGAUUAUUAACUCUUGGUGUACUAGCCCCUUUCCUUGAGUGUUAACAAGCCCUCUCUCUUCCCAAAGCUUUCCAAAUGUGUGCACCACUCCGUAAGCAUAUUUGGAAUCUGUAUAUAUGGUACCUUCUUUCCCUCUUAAAAGUUUUAAUGCUCGAUAUAGAGCAAAAAGUUCACAAGCCUGCGCUGACCACGCAGGGCUUAAAGAUCCUGACUCAAGAACGCUCAUAGUUUUUCCAUUUACUAUCGCGUAUCCCGAUUUUCGUUUCCCGUCUACCACUCUUGAAGACCCAUCAAUAAAAUACUUUUCUCCUUUUGUUAAUUCCUCUUCUUCUAAAUCGGGUCUGAUUUUAGUUUGUAAUUCUAUCACUUGCACACAAUCAUGUUUAGAAGAUUCAGCUACAUUUCCAAAUAGGAAUUGUGCUGGAUUCCUAGCUCCCGUUGUUUUCAGCUCUAAGCGAGGGGAGCUCAGGAGAAUGGUUUCAUAUUUCAGCAUCCUGCUAUCUGUUAACCAUUUCUCUGCUUUCUGUUGUAAGAUCCCUCUUACAUCAUGUGGGGUAUAAACAGUUAAUUCCCCCCCAAAUGUUACUUUCUUAGCUUCCUCUACCAACAAAGCUACUGCCACUAAAGCUUGUAAGCAUGUGGGCCAUCCUCGGCUUACAGGAUCUAAUAAUUUUGAGUAAUACCCUAUAGGUUUCUUGCUGCCUGCCCAAUCUUGGGUCAGUACUCCAUAUGCAGUUUGGUUAGUUGUUUCUACAAAAAGCUGAAAUGGUCUCCCUACAUCAGGUAAACUUAAAACAGGGGCUGUCAUCAGAGAGUUUUUUAAUAUUCUCAAACGUUCUUCGUCUUUGUCACUCCAUUUGAGUGAGUUCAUUACUAGUUUCUCAUAUAAAAAUUUUACUUUCUCGCUAUAGCCUUCUAUCCACUGUCUACAAUAUCCUAAUAAUCCCAGCAAUUGCCUGACUUCUCGCUUACUUUUUGGUGCAGGCAAGGCUAUAAUCCCUGACACUCGGUCUGGGUCUAACUUCUUCUGCCCUUUCACUAGCCAGUGUCCUAAAUACUUUACUUCUGGCUCCACAAACUGCAACUUGCUUUUUGAAACCCUCAGUCCUUUUUCCCCCAAAAAAUUGAGUAAUCUAAUAGUCCCUGUUCGCACUGCUUCUUCUUCCUUUCCAGCAACUAAUAAAUCGUCUACAUAUUGUAUGAGUUUCACCCCCAAAGGUGAUUCAAAUUCUAACAAUAAUUUUUCCAGUGCUUGUCCGAACAGGUUGGGAGAUUCAGUGAAUCCCUGGGGCAGCACAGUCCACCUUAACUGUUGCUUUCUCCCCGUGUCAGGGUCCUCCCACUCAAAUGCAAAAUAAUUUCUACUAUUUUCAUCUAGAGGACAAGCCCAGAACGCAUCUUUUAGGUCCACUACACUAUACCAAAUAUUUUCGGGAGAUAUUUGAUUUAAUAACGUAUACGGGUUCGCCACUACGGGAAAUCGGGUUUUAGUUCGCUGGUUUACUGCUCUUAAAUCUUGAACAAGUCUGUAUGUCCCGUCUGCCUUUUGGAUUGGCAGGAUUGGGGUAUUAUGAGGAGACAUACACGGCUCUAAGGUGCCAUGUUUUAGCAACCUUUCUAUUACAGGUUUUAAUCCCUUUCUUCCUUCCAGGGGAAUAGGAUAUUGGCGCACUCGAAUUGGAGUGUCCGGGUCUAUUACUUCUAUCCUUAUAGGUUCUAUUUCUAAUUUUCCCAUGGUUUCAGGAGCUGACCACACAGCAGGAUUGAUCUCUGUUUCAUCAUUCGAGGUUAAGGUAUAAAUCUUUACUUUCAACUCCCCCUGCUCGACCCCUAUGGUCAGCCCUAAAGCUACAAUCAAGUCCCUCCCCAGCAAAUUAUUCUCAGCUUCAGAUACUAACAACAAAUCAUUAAGGCAAAUUUGAUUUUCCGAUUCUAUUUCUACGUCACAUAAAACAGGGACUUUGAAGGGUUCUCCCUUUGCCCCAACUACAAAAGCGGUUUUUCUACUUAAUGAGCAUCCUUUAGGAAGUUGCUGUACUGUGGAUCUCUCUGCUCCCGUAUCUACUAAAAAUGUUAUUUCUUCAUGAUAGGGGCCUAUUUUAAGUUUUAUCAAGGGCUCGUUAGUCGCUUUGGCCCCUAACAAAUAGAGCCCCUGACACCCCUAUUCAUCUUCUUUAAACAUUUUCUCAUCUUUCUCCCUUUUUAGACACACCCGCUGUAUAUGCCCCUUUUUCCCACAAUAAUAACAAGUAGGAAUGCUUUCCCGUUGACCAGUGUUAACUGAUACACUGUUUACUGGAGCUGACCUUCCCUGUGGUCUGUUCCUAGGCAUCCAGUUUAUUGGGGCUGCUCUCCCUCUCUGUGAAUUCUGUUCUUCCCUAAGUGGCAGGUUAUCUUCCUUUUUCUGGCACUCCCUCACUGCAGCUACUAAGACUUUUGCCUUUGCCCUCUGCUUUUCCUCAUCCCUUCUCACAUACACCUUCUGUGCUUCCCUCAGAAGCUCCUGUAAUCCCCUGUCUUGCCAAUCAUCUAUCUUUUCUAAUUUCUUUCUUAUGUCCCCCCAAGAUUUAGCUACAAACUGAGUUUUCAAUAAUGUGGCACCCACAGGGGAUUCGGGAUCUAAUCCCGAGUACAUCUGUAUACUCUUUCUAAGUCGUUCCAGCCAAUCUGUGGGGGAUUCAUCCUGCCUUUGGUAUUCGUUAAAGGCUUUAUUAAUAUUUUGUCCUCGAGGGACUGCCUCUCGGAUACCUUGUAUAACCAUUUCCCUUAAAUCUAUCAUAUUUUGUCUCCCCUGUGGGUCCUGGGAAUUCCAGUUAGGUCUCUGGGUUGGCCAUUUUAGGUCCCCCUGGGGUCCUUGUUGGUGUCUCCUUUCCCAAUCUCGCAUACCUGCCACUCGGAUCAUUUCCCUUUCUUCUGCAGUAAAUAAAAUACUCAUAAUAGACUGAAGUUCCUCCCAGGUAUAUAUAUUGGGGCCUAAAAAUUGGUCCAGCCCUUCUGACACACCUAUUGGAUCAUCUAAUAAUUUCCCCAUAUCCUUUUUGAAAUUUCUGACAUCUCCAGUGUUUAAGGGCGCCGUUACAAACCCUAUGCCCCCUACAUUACCCCCCAUAGGCACUUCUCUAAGAGGGUAUAAUUUUGCUUCACUCUCACCCUCUAGCUCCUCCUGACUCAUAGUUUUACUCCUUGUCCUGCUUGAAGGGGGGGAGGUAGGAGGGGCUGGAGCUGUAGGAGCGGUAAAGAUAUUUUCAGCAGGAGAUGGGGGUUGCCCGUGAUACGGUGGAGGCAAAGCCUCUAACGGAUCCCAGGAACUUUUCUCAUCCUCUUUUUUCUUGAGAGCAUACAAUCCUAUCAUUUUUGAACUACCUCUCCAGCAGGCAGCAUAAUCCAUUUCCUCCUGACAAAAAGGUUCUUUACCAUUUACAUAUAAAUUUAGAACCUGACACAUCCAAUCAUCAAAAGUUCCAAAAAUAGGCCAGUAUAUGUGAUCAGGUCUAAUUUCCUCCUUAGUCCAUUCUACCAUACAAUACUGAAUCAUUUUCUCUUUACUCUUACAUUGAGUAAACUUCUCCUUAUCCCAAAAUUCUAGCAUAACCCCCAAGGGACUGUCUGGGGGUAUUUCUGGUAGGCUGCUCCCUUUCAGCCUCUUGGGCCUCCCUCCCCUGGGAUCCCGAGAACCUAGGGACUUACUUUUUCCCUGGCCCAUCCCAAAUGGUGCUUCUUUCACUCUUUUGUGCUUUCGCUUCGUCCCUUCAGUGGCCAAGUCCCUCGCGGGAAAUUGGAAACGCACUUAGAAGGACUCCGCACUCGCUUCGUAACUACGUUACGUCUCACACAUUCAGCACACAAGCACCAAUAACACCACCCGACCCGGCAGUACUCACAGUCCGCUGUUCCUGCUGGGGUCUUCGUGCACGUUGAAUUACGGGUGUACUGCAGUAAUUCUCCGGGAGCUCAAUUCUUUUGCUUAUGCUUUAAUUUUGAAUAACGUUGGUAGCUCUCCGCACACCCAAAUCCAAGGGCCACUAUUAAAGUGGGGCGCCUCCCUUGAACCUGAGGUAACAGUGAGCUAUCCAAGGUUAUCACGUCGGGGUCACCAAUUGAAAUAAAUAACUUACUCUUUUUCUAUGGAUAAACAAAGUUUAAUCCAAUUCCUUAAUUGUAUUCUUUAAACGUGUUCAUUAGAGCAUAAGCAAAACAGCGCUGGGUGCGCGGGGGAUUCACUCCGCCCAACACGCACACCUUAACAAUAAGAAGUGUGCUUAAAUACAGUAUGGCAUUACAUAUUCAUAAUGACCCCAGAAACGCCUAUACAUAUUCAUGAUCUUUCCCGCUUUUUAUUAAAAUGAGUCUCAGAUAACCAUUUACAUAUUCCCCUCCUUGACCCUCCCCUGUUGCGCCUGCGCAAUGUCACUUGGUGAAUUUGAGGAAGGGUCUUUAGGGGUCUUUGGAUGAAGGCUCCUUCAGCUUCGUCACAGUGGACUUUUUACCUUUGGCUCAUUAGGAGGAACUGGUUGGAAUCCAAGCUACCAAACCGACUGGAACCGGACUGGUGCCUCCUUCUUACUGUAAAUCUUGGCUAUCUUGUCUCCUCAAGGUUGCACAGCUGGUUCUGUAAAACUUCUUAUCUCGGCAUUUAAUGAAGUCCUACUUUUUUUAGCACAAGUAGUUACAUACAGCUCCAAACUAGAUAUUAAUAAUGUGGUUUAAAAUGUUAGCUUGUUAGUAGGCCCUUAUUACAUAGUUGCUUAACCCUUAAAAUGUUAGUUCCCAAUAUCAAUAUAACUUCCUAAACAAGCUUCAUAACUUUUUACAUAGAACUUAACCACCUUUCCCUUUUCCAAAUUCAGGGUCCGUGCCUCAUUUGGUUAUACCUGUAAACAUUAAACAUCUUUGCACGAAUCACAACUGCAUUUUUCACACUGAUGCUCACUGAUUCUGUUGGCUGCGGACUGUUAGAGUAGAGCAGUGCUGUGCUGGGCAAAGAGCUCUUUGCACACAGAAAACACAGCAAAACUUCAGCCAGCAGCUUGUCUCGUGUUGAAGGAUACAAGAACAUCCAGGACUUGCCACAGGGACUUGAUAUUCAGCUAUGUUCCCUCUUCAAAGAGGGAAAGAGAAGCGUUUAUAACACUUGCAACAGUUGUCCUGGUAAUGCUUUGUGAAGAGGUGAUGAUCUGUCUUUGGGGCCUGUGGUCCUGGUUUCUGAAGUUUGUAAAUAAACUUUAUCUGACCGUGUGGUUUUGACUGAGCUUGGCUUUGGGCUUUCUCUACAAGAGCAAGCUGCAAGUUGUUCUUUCUGACCCCUGAUCCCUCCAGGAAAUGACAAGAGAUUUGUGACAGCAUAGCGGGGUUGCCAGUCUCCUGUGAAUUCUGCCUUGUCCUGCAAACCUGCAGCUACAGUGGUGAGUGCUGCAGCAACAAGUUCCUCACCACAACUGUCUGUUCAUCCCAGUCCUACACCAGAACAGCCACAGUGCAGGAACAGGACAUGGGCUCCAGCAGCAUCGUACGAGACCACUCAGCUCUGUGCUGUAGCAUACAGCAAACCCUCUGCAGAGACACCCCACCCUGGUUGGUGUUAACUCUGUUUAGGUUGGCAAAAGCAGAGGAUUGCUGGGAGGAAGGUGAAGAAACUGAGGAAAAGAGAAGGAAGAGAUUACCUGGCUAAUCUAGGAAGGCGGUGCAAGGGAAGAAAAGUGAGAGCUGCUGUGUCCCAGCUGGGAAGAACCACGGGAGACAUCUGCACAUCUGCAUGAGGACAGAAGGCAGACUGCAGUUCUUGUCUGAGCUGAGGCUGCGCUCCAGCCUUCUGCAGGAGAUCCUGCAGAUUCUCACCGAUUCUAUGCUGCUCCAAGGGUUACCAGCUGAUUGAACCUUCAUACUGUGGGAUAAUAAUAUAUGGUGCUGUACACUGUUGGUUGUUUUGUUGUUUUAAAUAUUGGACUGUCUGGUCAAUAAGGAACAAUGACAAGGUGGCUUCUCAAGGUUUUUAUUUUUUUUUUUUAGUGCUUUAUACAGGCUAAAGGUACCAUCCAUAGACAACUAACAGUGGAGCUGACUUGCUGCUGCUGUGCGGGUUAUAAGAAGAUGUAGUUCUGUGUGUAAAAGAAAACUUAAAUCCCUAUUUAAUGUUAUAUCAUCAGUCUUAGAGCAUGGUUAAAUACUGUUUAAAAAAAAACCAAACCAACACAAUCCUGGAUUUGUGUUCGUAUUCAUUCUAGCCAAAUACUGUGAAUUCCUUUAUUUUUUUCAUUAUAUGAGCUAUUAAUUCUUAGCUUGAAAUUAAUUCACCUUUGUUUUACUCCUGAGUAGAAGCUGGCAGUAAUGGAGGGAGGCUCAGCUUUCAGAGGGAAGCUGAGCUGAAAAUUUGAUCCCUAAGCAGAUCCAUGUUAAGAACAAUUUGUUGUUGUUUUUGUGGGGAAGAGAGUCACCCUCUGAGUGUUACAUGAAAUGUUUCUGUUCACUUAACUUCUAAGUGGUGAUGCAGAAUACAGCUACUACAAGGCUAUGUAUAUUUGGUCUGAUUUUUUUUUAGAGUAUGCUGGGUUUUGUUAUUUAGUUUCUUUACUGGUUUUGAGAUUUAAAUUUGUGUGAAAUUUACUUGAGGAUCAUCUGUGUUCCCAAAGCAGGGAUGUCAGAGGCUUGUUUGAGGACAUGCACUCACAGAAAAGAAGUUAUUCUGGAAAGUUCUUCGCUCCCUCAACACUGUUAUUUAUAGGAACUGUAAACAUAAUGUGCUGAACUUUCAUUUUAAUUGUGAAAUAAGGGCUGGUGUAACAUUUGGUUAGUAACUGCAAAGGCAAAUGCUAAUGCUCUUUGCAUCUGAAGAGUCCCAGUUUUUGAAAUUAGGAUUAUCAUCGAGCGUUCAAAGGGUAACUGAUGUUCUGAGAAGCUCUGGCAGAAAUGUAACGCUGCUUGGAAUGUUUUUCUUGAGAGCACUUGUCAAAACAUGUGAGCAAGCUGUUUGUGAGGCCACACAUCCCUUUUUCUGUGAGCUGGUUUGUGUGAUGUUUGUUUACCCACUGCUGUAUUGAGGACUCAGUGCAGUUACAAGUGUGUGACACAGCUAUGAUUAACUACCAUGAAAAAAAUGCAACAAAACGCGUCCUCCGAGCUGCUGCAGUCCUGCCGUGAUUAGAAGAGAUAUAUCCCAGUUUUAUGCAAGCCAUUUGUGCUUGGGUUUGUGAAUGACGGUGUUUCAAAAUACAAGGGGGUGAAUUUGCCAGUGUUUGUGUGGAUGUUGCCACAGAGAAGACAAUUAAUUAUUUUGGCUUUUGGGGAGUAUUGUGUAAGAUUUCACUUGGGCUUGCGGAAGCCCGAUCUACAGAAAGUCACUUUUAAACCACGAUCUGGCUGGCAUGCUUUGCUGCGUAUAAUAUUUGAGGAAAAGCAAGAGUAGACAGGCGUUGCAAAGAAAUGCAUGGAAAUAAGGGAUGGUCAUACCGCAGAGCAGUAUCGCCUGUUUGCUGGGGAAAAUCUGGUCUGUGAUCCUGAAAAUAGAUGUUGAAUCCACUACUUCAGCACAGUGUCUGUCAGAAACACCAGCUGAAAAUAGGCUGCAGCAUAACCACUAAACAAGCUUUCAGAGCCCUCCUGGCCUCUCCCCUCUGUUCUUAUGUUUGAGACAAACCUAUGGAGAAACGUUGCCACGCCAGCUGCCCUAGGAGAUGCAAAGUCCUGGACUCCUAUUUAAGUGCUAAUCUUUCAGUAACGUUUCAUUAGAGGUGUUCUGUGUAAGAAAAGGUUGGUGAAUCUGUAUUGCUGCCUGGUUUGGGCUGGUUGUGUGUGUUGUGUGGGUUUUUUUUGGUUCUGUUUUUGUUUUGUUUUGUUUUUCCCCCUCUGUCCAUCAACUUAAUGAAUGUCCAAAGGCCUUGGGGCUGCCUUUUUACUAUUCCUUUUUGUCGAAAGAGCGAGUAGUCAUACAGUUAGUAUACCCAGACUCCUCCCUGUGUUGGAGGGACUGAUGAGACUGUCGGCUGUUACCAGAAACAUCCCCUGGCACACAGGGCUGCCUCCCAUGCCACAGUUUGUAUGUGCAUAAAAUUAGUAAUAAAAUACGUUAUCUCCAGA
Messenger RNA from Columba livia (rock pigeon), 15061 nucleotides. RefSeq names its product aspartyl-tRNA synthetase 2, mitochondrial (gene DARS2). Gene Ontology annotation, molecular function: nucleic acid binding; ATP binding; aspartate-tRNA ligase activity. NCBI's taxonomy places the organism in Eukaryota, Metazoa, Chordata, Aves, Columbiformes, Columbidae. Gene Ontology annotation, cellular component: cytoplasm. Gene Ontology annotation, biological process: aspartyl-tRNA aminoacylation. The transcript has 17 exons. The coding region runs from base 132 to 2033 and encodes 633 amino acids. The record is from RefSeq and is a predicted model, not a curated record.